UAUUAUCACAGUCGGUAUUUGCGCAUCGAUUGCAGGUAAAUACGUGGAAUUACCGAAAGAUAGAAAGCUUGAAAGUCUUUCGACGUCCGCGAGAGAUCAGUUUCUCACUUGGUCGUCGUUUCGUUCCGAUCGCGGAAGAAGGUGACGGCUUUUGUUCGUGUACAUAAUACUGCAGUCAGCAGUGUACAGUGUACUCCGUUGUGCGUUUUCCUUUCGCUCUCGUUCUUCGUUACGCGAGGAAUCACGCACUGCACGUAAACGGUAAAAGGCCGCGAGUCGCAGUGACGUGCCCUCGACAAUUUUUCGCGACGCUCUAACUUGUGUCCCAUCGCCGGCGCAGUGUCGCCAGGUCAUCGCAUUUGACGAGCUCCAAUCGAGUCGAGGAGACGAUAACCUAAUUUGUUUCGACGAUUACGUCAAGACAGUUGCUUAAUUCGCCUGCAGGACACACGUUCUUUUUUAGGAGAAAAUGGAGAAGAACUUGGGUUUUACUAACGUACAACCUUCGGCCCCUCUGCCAACCGCUCCGCCGUCUUACGAGGAAGCCAUAGCUAACACAGGAGCAGCACCUACGUACCCUCCAGUUAUUCCCACACCGUAUCCUCCAGGAAAUGCGCCAAUACAAAUGCCCAUGCCAUACAAUCAACCACCAAAUCAAACGACAAUGCCUAUGCCAUCAGUUUAUCCGGGUUCAAGUCGAUCAACAUCGCAACCACAUUUCAAUGCCGAACCGAAUUCCGUACCGCGGACACAAGUACGGGUCAUUCAACAACAUGUAGUGCUCGCCCUAGGGCCGAAUGCAGUGAAAAUGUCCUGUCCAACAUGUCACGCCGAUAUCAAAACUACUACAAUAUCGGAUCAUCAGCCAAGUGCUCACAUUUGCUGUGUCAUACUCUGCUUACUUGGAUGCUGCCUUUGCUCAUGCCUGCCAUAUUGUAUGAAUGCUUUCAUGAGUGUUCAUCACUUCUGUCCAAACUGCAAAAAUUACAUUGGCACGUGGAAAGGUUGAUUUUAUUCACGCUCAUACAUAGGUUCCAACUUCUCGUAUCGAGAUGCUCUGCAAUUCUAUAAAAAGCUACUUGAUAUCCUUCGCUUAUCGCACAUAACAACGGAAAGAAAGGAUUGUUAAAAACAUCCAUGUAAGUUAUAUAUUACAUGUUUGAUACUUCAGACUGGAAAGAUUACUGUGUUACAAUAUACAAAUGAUGAUUUAUCAAACACAAGUCCUGGUUAAUCUAACGUACAGUGUGAAUUAUGAUAUUGUAUGACAUGGUAUCACGAAUAUUACGGACUUUUAUAUAAUAAUAAU
This is a messenger RNA of Trachymyrmex septentrionalis, 1309 nucleotides long. RefSeq names its product lipopolysaccharide-induced tumor necrosis factor-alpha factor homolog. The record is from RefSeq and is a predicted model, not a curated record. The transcript is spliced from 4 exons. Lineage: Eukaryota; Metazoa; Arthropoda; Insecta; Hymenoptera; Formicidae. Gene Ontology annotation, molecular function: zinc ion binding. Bases 470 to 1009 code for a protein of 179 amino acids.